Austrofundulus limnaeus is the source of this 1132-nucleotide messenger RNA. RefSeq names its product SET and MYND domain containing 1a (gene smyd1a). Gene Ontology annotation, cellular component: nucleus. Gene Ontology annotation, molecular function: protein binding. NCBI's taxonomy places the organism in Eukaryota, Metazoa, Chordata, Actinopteri, Cyprinodontiformes, Rivulidae. The record is from RefSeq and is a predicted model, not a curated record.
GGGUUUUGGACCUGGGGGGUCAGAUUAUUUUUGGUUUCAGCUCGGGUCGGACCCAGGAGAAGCCGGUCUCAACUUCAGCUCCUGGACUUGAACUGGGUCAGAACCAUGACCGGGGGGAACGCAGAGCUGUUUGAUGGAGAGAAGACGGGUCGAGGUCUGAGAGCCACCAGGGACCUGCACACCGGGGAGGUGGUUCUGGCAGAACCCGGGUACUCUGCUGUGGUCUGCGACAGCCAAUCAGCUGUGAGCUCUGCUCUUCACUCCAAGAUGAGGAUGGAGCUGCGAGCUCUGAGGAACAUCUCAAAGGGAGAGGAGCUGACCUUCAGCUACAUGGACCCCCUGAACCUUUCAGCUGAUCGUCAGAAGCAGCUAAAGGAGCGUUUCCACUUUGACUGCAGCUGUGAGCGCUGCAGCCAGCACCUCGGUGACGACCUGAUGUCAGCCGCUGCAGAAAGCAAACCUCCUGCUGAUAAGGUCAAAGAGCUGAAGGCCUUCAGCCAGGACAGUCUGCAGAAGAUUGAAACAGCCGAACACGCUGGAGACCACAGCCAGGUGCUGAAGGUGUGUCAGGAGCUGCUGCAGAAGCAGCAGGACGUUUUGGCCGACACCCACCUGCUCAGGCUGCGAGCUCUGGGCGUGGCCACCGAGGUGCUCUCACACCUGAAGAAGUUCUCUGAGGCGGCAGAGUUCGCCCGGCAGAUGGUGGAGGGAUACGAGAAGUUGUCCCACCCCAACAGCCCCCAGCUGGGGACGGUCUUGAUGAGGGCGGGGGUCAUCCACUGGCACGCGKGCCAGAUCGAGGCAGGCCACAACAUGAUCUGUAAGGCCUACCGGAUCCUGAUGGUGACCCACGGACCGAACCACUCCAUCACCAGAGACCUGGAGUCCAUGCGCUCCCAGACGGAGGCGGAGCUAAAGAUGCUGAGGGAGGUGGACCUGAAGAACCUGCCCAUGUCCAGAAGCUCCUCUGCUGAAGAAAACAUUAAAGGCUUCCUGCGCAAGCAGUAAAAAUUAAAUGUCCAGAAAGAAGAACCUGCAGGUCAUAAAAUGACCCGUUCCUCUGGUGGGCCCGAAUCUUUGGAAGGAUUCAAAUAAAACUGGAGUUUCUGCUGUUUAUCUCCUACAAAAACCA